Molecule: messenger RNA, 2019 nt
Organism: Anneissia japonica
Lineage: Eukaryota; Metazoa; Echinodermata; Crinoidea; Comatulida; Comatulidae
Exons: 4
Coding region: 11-1069 (352 amino acids)
Source: RefSeq, a predicted model, not a curated record
UUCAGGCAAGAUGCGUUGGAAAACUAAACGUACUCUUGGAUUAGCCGUCACGGCGUGUACACUGUAUUUUUGUGUUAGUGUUCUGAUGCAAGGUAGAAAAACUAAAUUAUUGCUCGUAGAGAAAAACAUCGAAAUGAUAACACGCAAUCCCAACAGAAAGCCUGUGUACAGCUACAGAACUGACAACAAUGUAUACAUUAGCAACAGUACGAUUGACUUAGGCCAAGAAAUGGCACCGGACCUAUCGGAAUUGGACCGUAGGACCGUCAUAGUAUCUGGAUUUGGACAGAAGGAAAUCAUGAAUGGCUUAGGAAUGAUCGCAUCUAUCCAGGCUCACAUGCCUAACAAACAAAUUAUUGUUUAUAAUUUUGGAAUUUAUCAAAAAAGAUUAGAGACUAUGAAAGCUCUGUGCAAUGUAGAAGUGAGAAAACUUCCAUAUAACAAUUACCCAAUUCACGUGCAGCAUCAUGAAAACGGAGCGUGGAAGUUCCUUGUUAUCAGGGAUCUUCUAAAAGAGUAUGCUGCUGUUUACUUUACAAGUCCCAAAAAUCGCUUCAGAGCUCCUAUCAGUCUUCUUUUGCCAUUCGUCAAAGAACGCCAUGGAAUCAUCGGCAACGUAGAUCGCAAGAACAGAGCUGUUGAUGUGACGCAUCCCAGCGCCUAUCACAUAUUUAACUUAACACACACAAACUUUACAAACACUUAUCCAAAUGCUCCAAUACUCUCUGGAAAUGCACUGCUCUUAGUUAACAACUCAGCAAUUUAUACAACAAUGUUACAGCCACUAAGGGCGUGCGCAUUAUCACUAAGUUGUAUUGCGCCUUCUGGAUCAACCAAACACACUGUGAAACCAGUUGGCCGAAUGCACACCCAUCGGUACGAAAUGUCAGCUUUUACACUAUUAAUGUACAAGAACUUUGGAGAUAAAUGGUUAAAUGAUAAUCAUAUGGAGGACACAAUGCAGCGGAUACAUCACAGACUGUUCCUGAAUAGUGCCAAUGAUCACAUUUGGGCCCAUUUCUGUAAUCCACCAAAAGAAGAGGUGACAGAUAAGAUGAAGAUUUCAUGAACGUUUCCAGAGUGUCACAUUUCACUGAACUACCUAGAAAAGGGUAGGAAUACAUGCUCGUUCCAAAAACACACAUGUUUACGUAAUACAUUUAAGCCACGGCAUUGUUUACCUUACCAGGGACGGGGCUUACAUUUAAAAAAAAGUGAAUUAAAAUUUAGCAUACAACAAUAGUUGAAAACUCAGAUGAAACCAAUAAUGAAAAUAUAAAACGCAAAUGAAAUGUUGGUGGGGGUGGAACAAAGCAAAACACACUUAAGAAAUAAAAAAGUACACAAACUAUAUGUAUUAUUAUCUAUGAUCUUCCAGUUUGUUAUAAUAAACUUUUUAACAAUACGAUAAGAUAAUAAUAAUCUGUUUCUAUAAAUUGAUAAUAAAAAAAUAUACAUAUUUUUGAUUUAAAGAACAAUCUAAGUUCUUUCUUUAAGAUAUUAAUUACUUCCGCCAAGGAGGUUAUGUAUUCACCGCUGGCUGUCUGUCUGUCAGCAAGAUUAAGCAAAAAUUCUUAAAAUCUAGUGGAAUGGUACAUAAUAAUCGAAGAAAGACACCAUUCAAUUUUCGGAAGAAAAGGUCAAAGGACAAGGUCAUAGAAAAUUCAAUUUUUUACCCUCAAGCAUAAAAGAAAAUUAUGGAAUCAACCCUCAUAUUCAGGCAGCACUCAAGAAAACAAUGUGCCUGAAUACGACAGGUGAUUCCAUUAUUUUCUUGAGGUGGGGCAAGGCGGAGGAAUGCACUAGUAAUUUAUUGUUAUUAACAAUAUUAUUUUCAUUAAUUUGGUAAGAAAGCACAAAUAUUUUAACUGUGAAUGCUUAGCGUAUCAAGUUGUGUGAGAUGUACGCAAUCAAUAAACUAAACAAAUCAAUCAAUCAAUCACUAUUCAUAAAUCACUGUAAAAUUCCUUGAUCAUUGCACCGUUUUACGAGAAAUAAAAAAGUAAUUUAUAAAAAUAA